Messenger RNA from Numida meleagris (helmeted guineafowl), 5888 nucleotides. It is a transcript of the gene TPD52, whose product is annotated as tumor protein D52. Gene Ontology annotation, cellular component: cytoplasm. Gene Ontology annotation, biological process: B cell differentiation. The coding region runs from base 559 to 1116 and encodes 185 amino acids. The record is from RefSeq and is a predicted model, not a curated record. The transcript is spliced from 5 exons. Lineage: Eukaryota; Metazoa; Chordata; Aves; Galliformes; Numididae.
UGUAAUGCUGGGCAGUGGGACUGGCUUUGGCCACUGGUCGCUGCGCCACUGGGAACAGCUGGGGAAGCAGAGCUACGCAGGCAGAAUUUUCCAUUAAUCAGAGGAAAAAGUCCUACACAGAUGGUAUAUAGGAUAGAUUACUGCGGGUAAUCCUUUUGUGUCCUAGAAGAUUAAGGAGAUCCUGGUGUAGCUGCUGUCAGCUGACCUUUUUUUAUUUAAAUGAUUGAAAAUUCGUGAUGCAGUCCUGCAGGAAGGAGGAAGGCUUCUCCAGGAGCCUGGGAGCAGCGCACUGUGGGUGUUUGUUAAAGGCACGGUCUGUUUGAGUCCAGCUCCGGUUAUAAAUUGACAGGAACUCAGCUUUGUGCCGUGUAAACAGCAGAAGCUGCGACAUGGUUAAGAAAUUACUUGCUGAAAGGCUGCAUCUGAUUUAAGAGAGGUGUCGGCUGAAUUUGAUGAGGAGGUACAGUGAGAGCUGGGGGAAGAAACAAGGGGUGAAGAAAGCCCCGUGCUCUGUGUGGCUGCUCAAAGCGAAGAUGCCUCCUUCAGCAGAAGCAGAGGAUGGCGGUGCUCUCUGAGCUUCCUGGCAUGGAUCUGUACGAGGAUUACAAGUCACCCUUUGAUUUCAAUGCGGGAGUGGACAGAAACUACCUUUACCUGUCACCCGGCAUAAACCUUACUCCACCUGGGUCGCCUACGCUGACCAAGCCUGGGCUGCUGAGAACCGACUCCAUACCUGAGGUUGGAGAGGAUGCUGCUGCUACAGUUGGUAUGUCAGAAACUCUCUCAGAAGAAGAGCAGAAUGAGCUAAGAAAAGAGCUUGCCAAGGUGGAAGAGGAAAUCCAGACACUCUCACAAGUGCUAGCUGCCAAAGAGAAGCAUCUAGCAGAAAUCAAGAGAAAGCUGGGAAUUAACUCAUUACAGGAACUAAAGCAGAAUAUUACCAAAAGCUGGCAAGAUGUUACAUCAACCGCAGCGUACAAGAAAACAUCAGAAACCCUGUCUCAGGCUGGUCAGAAGGCUUCUGCUGCUUUUUCCUCUGUUGGUUCAGUCAUAACCAAGAAGUUUGAAGAUGUCAAAAAUUCUCCCUUUUUGGUGUGUAUUACACGAAUUGUUUAGUACUGUGGUUUUAUUCAAAUCGAUGGAGUUUAAGUGUAAAAUAGUUUAUGCAUUCCCUGUUCACAGUUUGUCUGAUGAAACAGUCCUUAUCUUUGAGCUGAUUAGUUUUAACAGCUCCAGAUGCAGGGUAUUUUAAUUACCUUGCCUGCAGUGCGUUUUAUCUUUUUACUCUAAGCAAAUACUCAAUGUGAAGUUUUCAGUAGCUAGCUUGACUGUGUAGCAACUUCUUACCUCAUAUUCUCUCCUUUGCGCGCCUCUGGGUCUAGCUUCAUCUCUUCUACUCUCUCAUGAAAUAGCCACAGACAGUAUUAAGAUAUUAAGAGAUGUAGGUACCUGACUCCUAGAGUACUAGUGAGGAGUUCUAGCCCUUGUGCAGUGCCUGGGGAGUUGAGUUUGUUCAAGCAUAAGAAUAGCAGCCUGUCUUAAAUCUCAUCUUUGUUAUCUGUAAGACAGAGGGAGACCGGGAGAUGUCUAUCUCAAAUGCAGGGCUCAGCUGCUCACUUGUCGGGGUUCAGCUUUCUUCCUUAAGGCUGCGGUGUUCCCCUACUUGUAUUGGUGUACUCGUUUGAUGAGGACAAGCACAGACUCAGAGCUCAGUUCUGGCCUGACGAGUUUUAAUACCUCAGUUUGCAACCAGCUGCUCAAGUUAGAGUGCUCAGCGCCAGCCUAGCUACUGUCAGGAACUGUGCCACUGGGAGGGGAUGUGACGGGGCCAAAGUAGUAACACUUUUUUUUUGUGUUUCUUGGGAGAAAUCACAGCAAUGGAAAUUCAAAGUGCUCCAUCAGGAGCAGAUGGAUUUUAAAUAAAUAAAAAUAAAUAGUGCUGUUCUAGGUCUUAAUUGCACUUGAACAGGAGAUUAAAAACACUUGAGGUGUUUUGCUUUCAUAAGGACUGACUGAAUUCAACAGGGAUUCAAACAGUGAAUUCAGGUCCCAUAGUAACAUGACUACUGAAGCAGUGCCUACUGCUAAGAUUUUACGACUCUGCACUUCAGAAGCUUUUAGAUGUCUAAGUCUUGUCCUGGAACUGAGAAUUGAUGGACCCGAUGCUUGAAUAAAUACUUAACAUUCAGGUGCAUUUUCUUAAAUUGUUUUUUUUCAUUAUGACUUGUUUCUUGUGCUGUUCCAGCUUAGUGACAGCUCAGCUGUAAUAAUGUGAUUCCUUCCACAUUGGAAUACUUCUACAUAUUCCAUGCAGGUCUUCACUCUUGCAAAUUGACUUUGGAGAGAGUUGUAAAAGGAAGUAAGGGGACUAGCUAAUGGAGCUGUGGUGAACUUGAAAAAUAUGGAAAUAGAGGGCUGGUAGUGUGAAUUCAGGUCACUAUUGCUUUCAUCGUCUGUCUUCUGCUUUUUGCUGGACUGAAAACAUUCUGUACUUUCUUAGGUUUUUAUUAAUACCUUUAUUCUUCUUGAUAUGAGUAUCUUGAUGAACUAGACAUCCUUGUAUAGGGAACAUGAGCUUUAUAUGCAAAAUAGCAGUAGUACCGAGAUUGCAAGUCCCAGCAAACUUCCUGAACAAUCACGACUCUGCACCUGUCUCCUCACACACUGCAUCCAUAUUAGGGAGCAGAAAUACUCAUCUUUACCCUGUUUGCAGGUUUUAGAGUAACUUCUUUGGCUUGCUUUGGAAACAGUGUAUGAUCAUGGACUUCUAAAUGUAACUUAUCAGCAUAUCAACUGGAAACCUAACUAUUAACAAAAGGAAAUAACCAGUGCUAAUGUUUUCUAGGCAGAGACUCUGGCAUACCUCCCUAUGCAUUUUCAAAAUGUGAAAUAAUGUAGUGACUGUAAAAAUAAUCACUUCUAAAGUACGAGAAAUCUUUCAAUACAAUACAAAAUAUAUGGAAAAUUAGAGAGCAACUUACUAUGGCUUUUUUUGUUUCCACAGAGACUUGAUUAUGGGUGUUAUAAAAAGGGCUUCUAAUCUUCAAACUGCCCUACUUCUUGGACUGGCUGAGUGCUUUGUGGCAUUCUGUCGCCUGUGAAAAGAAAAAAUGACUUGUCUUUGUAAAGCUUUUCAAUAUUUUAUCUUGCUUGUUUGCACUAGUUGAAUAAGUGAUUUGACGUUCAAGAUAAACUUCACUUAUCUAAUCCAGUUCUCUUCUGAACCAAAUCAUGCCAAAGCCAUUUAUUGUGGUGACACUUUACAUAUAUUCAGAAUGUUUUGUAAAAUGUAUUGCAUGACAAGUUAACUUUUCAGGAUGUGAAUAGUUCUUCCGUUAAUGAUCUCUGAGACUGAACUAAAGUUCUCUAGGCAGCUGUUAAAAGAUCUGCAGUAUACCAUAGCUUGCUGCUUUUCUGUGCAGGCAGGUUUGCAGAUUGUAAAUGUGGAGAAAUGAAGGAAAUUUCACCCUCUUUAGUCUUAAACUUCUCAACUGGUGAGGCACUUCUUGCAGGCUAAGCGGAGGUGGCUCAGCAUGACUGCAUGAAGACUUAGGUAAUAUCAACCUAGUUCUGUGCUGAAACUUGGCAAGAGCAGCAAAACCAGAAUUUCUAGUAAUCCAUGCCAAAGAGCAAGGAUUGUAGGUGACAUUCAUAGAUUGUCAUCUUCGUGUGCUCUAAAAAAAAACUUGGCUGAAGCCAAAACAUCAGUGAAGAUGAAAAGCAGCAGAAAAGUGGUUUAGGUUAAGGGGAUAAAACAUGGCUGCACAUUGCUGAUGCAGCAGGACAGCAUCUGGCCUCUGUGAGUCUGAUUCCCAGUAUGCUGCACCCACAAAAUCCUUCAGACGGAUUUUUUUCAGCACAUGAAACUGAUGGUCUUGGAAGUUAUUUGGGAACUCCUUAAUAUAACCCUGGUCAUCUGAUAGGAAUAGGUAUAUGUUGUCAGUAUACAAACAGUUACAGUAUGGCUACACUGGCAGGUUACACAAAUCCUCAUGAGUUUCAGAGCAGCACUAGAACUAGGACCUUCUCCUUGGCACCGCCCAGAACCUGAUUUUGAAGGUAGAUGGAUGGAACUGCUCUCUCCUGAUAGUUUAGUUUUAUAUUGAUGAGUAUGAAACUUCUGUGUUGUAUUGAAGUGGGAACUCUCUGACUGUCAGACUAAUCCUUGGAGUAGGAGGACUUGACUGAUAACUCUUGAGCGUUUGCUUUCUACUUGAUAUCACCAAAACUGUAAAUGCAGCAUGUCUCGUUGCUUGGAAGACUUAACAGGUAGACAGACUGCAGCUGAAAAAAAAAGAAUAUGUACUUACUUACAAGCAUGGCACUUGAAUAUUUUUAGAAAGGAAAGAAUAGUUGCAGCUUUUGCUCUGUUGUACUUGUGUGUGCGUGCACGCAUGGCUAAGCAAUUUAAAGAAGCAAAACCAAACAGUUUUUAUAUGACUGACUGUUUACCAAAGAUGGUGUCCAGAAAGUCAUCUUUCUAAGCCAAUUUCUUCUCUGUCAUUUCAACUAACUUCUCGCUUUCUUUUUUCUUAAUGCUGGCAAUUUAGUAUACGCUCCAUACAACAUUCAAUUAGCAUGCCUAUUAUGAGGUAAUGUAUGCAUAAUCCAGCUGUUGGGUGUAUUUAUUGUCAAGUGUGGAAUCAAAAUGGAACUUAACUAACAGAUGAAAAAAAAUGAAUGGAUUUCCUGUACUAAUGUAUAGGAUGACAUUUGUUUUUAUUUCUGCUUGACAGUGAUGGUUAUUACACACCUGGAAUGUGAUUAAAUGUGCUUUCCUUAUGUUUGGGGAACUAUAACAACUUUUACUGUCCUGUUAGACAUGUAAUAUUUUGUAAGUUUAAAAGACAAUUGCUUCGUGUCUGUUUUAGAACUGUCUACGAAAGUGAGCGGAAAAUAAUGUAGUUUCACAAAAAGUCUCUUGCUCACUUGUAGUGCUUGCCUCUUGUUGCUUGGCACUGUCCCUUCAUCUCCUGAGAGAAUCUAUUUUUUUUUAUAUACAUGUGCUUUCCCAAAUGAAAGAGUGCAGCUAGGUGUGGCUGGCCUAUACAAAUACUAAGCAAAAGUGGUAAAGGGAAGCUUCUUUUUGAAAGCUUUUUUUGUUCUUAACUUUAUUUUGUCUGCUACCAAUCCUUAGUCUUGGUCCAGUGAAGGCAAGCAUUUUCCACUCUGCACGAGGCAGAAAGGUGUACAAGCUAUUGUACAAAUUUGCAAGAGGCAGUGACAGCUAAUCGGUGUAUUAAGGCACUCUUUUGAUCUUAGUAGUAAUUACACACUGGACCUCUGUAUUGAAUAUAGUGAACUGUCCUGCUCUUCAUGUGCGUUUAUAAUCACAGCUGCCUCUAGCAGUUAAAAGGCAAGGAGAAGUCUCCCAUAAAUGUACCUUAGCAGAAAAUGCCACUGUGAACUGUUCUGUUAAUUAAAUACACAGCCUGUUAAAGUUGUUUUCCUGUAACAAACAAAAAAUUUUGGACAGUCAAGCUUUAUUCAUCAAUUCUGUAGUGGGCUAUCCAGAAAGGACAGCAAAGUUUUCUAACCCAUAAGCUAGAAACCUGCUCAAAUUCACUGGGAAAGAUAAGCUAAACCUUGAAAAAUUGCUUUUUUUCCCUUUCAUCUUGUGAUACAAGAACCUAGUGUUGAGACUGGCAGUGAGACUGGCAAUUGUUAACUGCAAAAGAUAUGAAUGAGCUGCAGCUUGAGUGUUGUUGAAUUAUAGUUUUGUAGCAGAAGUGGAGAUCCAGAUAUAAACUAUUUCAGGCUUUCCUUAAAAACAAGGGAAAAGCCCCAAACAAAAUGCAUGUUGACACUGGAAAAGGCAACUGUUUGCUUGUUUUCUGAUAUUUAUACACUGACUAGAUAUGUUUUUAAUUCUGUGGUUCCUUUUUGUC